Molecule: messenger RNA, 1328 nt
Organism: Monascus purpureus
Lineage: Eukaryota; Fungi; Ascomycota; Eurotiomycetes; Eurotiales; Aspergillaceae
Source: the annotation of a GenBank genome assembly
AGAAUAUAAAAGAAUUGCUCUGGGAAGAAAGAGCCUGUGGGACAGUCUGCCAUGUCACAUGCAGAUGAUUAAUCUGCCGCUUUGCUCUCAUGUUAUAUCCUCCUCCAUCUCAACUUCUCAAGACUCAACCUCUCCACACUCCGCAACUGCUACGCUACUAUACUCUGUAACCCUCCUCCAUAUCCAUCUGCCUCUAUCCACGUCACUUAUACUCCCCUAUUUUUAUUCUGCACGCUAUUCACGCCCCUUCCUUCUUGUAACAGCAACAGCAACAACCUCCAUCCCCUCUCCAUCUCUUUCGGCUCCUCGCAGGGAUACUGAGACAUCAGCUCCAUAUGAAGGUCAGCAGAACCAGCCAGCAUACUACUGCCCACCACAAGCCAUCCUCCAUCAUGAGGUCGGACCCUUCGAACCUCUAUACUCCUGCCAUGUCCCAGUCCAAGCAGCCUGCGGCCUCUCCCUCCUCCCGAUCCCGACCCCAGAACCCUAGCAAAGCCACUCCGUCCUUCCCUCUUGGGAGCCUGCCACGGUUCCAUCCUACCGUCUAUCAGUCACCAAACGCCUCGCACAACUCCGGCUCCCAGCCCUCAUCGUCGCAGCAGGCUCGAAACCAUUCAUACCGUCAUUCAUCCGGUUCUCGGGACGCCCUACGACAGUAUCGAGAACUGGUGGAGAGCGUAGCUCUCUCUCGGACACCUUCCGGAUCACUGUCACCGGGCCCGUCUGCCCCACGACUGGGCCCCCUUCGCAGUCCCGGACCCGUCACGCCCUUGACACUGGAGGAACCGAGCAGCUACCUAGCCGCCGCUGGUGCAGUCACCCAAUCUGACCAUUGGGCUUGCCAACAACACUACGGUCCGCCACAGGACCGAGUGAUGGAGAAGUUGGUUGUCAGGGAAAGCGAACGAGCUCGACAAGACCGUAAGAGUUCUAUGGGACUUUGAGCGAACCCUCCAUCCGACAUGUCACUGGUGGCUAGAUGCCUGAAUUCCAUUGGCCUGCAGACGUGUCGGCUCACAGAGUCAGGCCUGCAUGUAAUCUUCAAGACCGCUUCCAUUCUGGUGUUUCAUUUACUUGUCUUCCCCUUUCCUAUUUCACAUUUGGUCUCUGGCGUUGUGUGCGCGAUUGUUAUUCAUACCUGUAUUUAUACCCCACAUAGUCUUACUGCGAUUCAUCUUCCAUGGUCCCUGGUUAUGCCGGCUAUGGAACUGGCUGGACCCGAAAUGGAAAUUGCUCUUGUGCCGGGUGGACGCUCUCUUUUCUUUUCUUUUUCUAGGACUUUCGCAGAUUGUCAGACCGGAAUGAAAAGUUGUAUUUGUUCUCUCGAC